AUGCUGUGUGCACUAUCGGGCGAGAUCCCUGAGGAGCCCGUCGUGUCCAAGAAGACCGGCGUCCUCUUCGAAAAGCGCCUCAUCCUGAAGUAUCUAGAAGAGCAUAACAAUAUCGAACCUGGUACAACCGAAGAACUCGACCCGGAGACCGACCUUCUCCCCAUUAAAACCUCCCGCGUCGUGCGCCCGCGCCCCCCCAACUUCACCUCCAUUCCGUCCCUGCUUAAAGCCUUCCAGGACGAGUGGGACGCCCUCGUUCUCGAGACAUACACCACACGCGAGCAGCUGGCGCGCGUGCGCGAGGAGCUGGCCACCGCGCUGUACCAGCAUGAUGCCGCGGUUAGGGUGAUUGCUAGGUUGACACGGGAGAGAGAUGAAGCGAGGGAGGCGUUGGCUAGGCUGACGGUGACGGGGGCUGCACCAGCGGCGCAGAAUGGAGAGGCAAUGGCGGUUGAUAGUGAGAGUUUGUCCGAGGGGCUGGUUGAGCAUGUUAAUGAGGUGCAGCAGCAGUUAAUGAAAACCCGCAAGAAGCGCCCCAUUCCCCAGGGCUGGGCCACCGCCGAUGAUGUGGCUGCCUUGCAGCAGGUGGCUUACACCGACCUCAAUGUCACGCAGGCGUCGUCGCUCGAUCUCGAGAACGAGUGUGCCGCGGUUGGCGGGCUGGAUGGCAAGUUGGAUAUCUACUCUGUUGUGGCUAAUAAGGUGGAGCGCACGCUCGACAUUGGCGAGCCGGUUACCGCGACCGAGUGGACUGGUACCAAGGUGGUCAUUGGCACGGCCAAGGGCUGGGUCAAGGUUUAUGAUGCGGGUCGGGAGUCGGCCACAUUCCAGACCCAUGCUGGCCCAGUGACUGGGCUGGCUGUGCAUCCUGGCGGGAGGAUCCUUGCGUCUGUGGGUGUGGAUAAGAGCUUUGUGUUUUAUGACCUCGAGACUGGGGAGAGAGUUGCUAGGGGAUAUGCUGAUGCCGCCCUAACAACCUGCGCCUUCCACCCCGACGGAAACCUUUUCGCCGCUGGUACGCAAACCGGCCACAUCCUCGUCUUCCACACCACUACCCUCGAACAAGCCGAGUCCUUUCCCCUCGGUACGCCCAUUCAAGCCCUCGCCUUCUCCGAAAAUGGCUUCUGGUUCGCCGCCACCGGCAAGGGCACCUCCAGCGUCACCAUCUUCGACCUGCGCAAGUCGGGCGCAGCGGCUGCCGUCAAGGAGCUGCAGACUGGUGAAGUUCUGAGCAUUAGCUGGGAUUAUACCGGGCAGUAUCUUGCAACCGGCGGAGGUACCGGUGUCACAGUGCAGAUGUAUACUAAAGCGACGAAGAGCUGGUCGGAGCCGGUCAGGUUGGGGAUGCCCGUUGUUGGGGUUAAGUGGGGGGGUGAGGCGAAAAGACUGGUUGUGGUUAGUCGUGAGGGAGUUGUUAGUGUUCUGGGGAAGAAGGAGGAGUGA
This is a messenger RNA of Thermochaetoides thermophila DSM 1495, 1443 nucleotides long. RefSeq lists its product as uncharacterized. The record is from RefSeq and is a predicted model, not a curated record. Bases 1 to 1443 code for a protein of 480 amino acids. NCBI's taxonomy places the organism in Eukaryota, Fungi, Ascomycota, Sordariomycetes, Sordariales, Chaetomiaceae. Gene Ontology annotation, biological process: protein ubiquitination; DNA repair; mRNA splicing, via spliceosome. Gene Ontology annotation, molecular function: protein binding; ubiquitin protein ligase activity. The transcript is spliced from 5 exons. Gene Ontology annotation, cellular component: U2-type catalytic step 1 spliceosome; cytoplasm; Prp19 complex.